AUGCAAAAACAUCACGUCGCAAAUGCGACCGUUCCUUCGAGCGGUACACGUUGGGCCCUCAUGCAGGAUAAUCCAUUGAUGCCCCUCCCCAUCGUUGGCAUCCAUCGGACGAUUCUGAGUGAGAUGAUCGGUGAUCAUUCAGCCAGCAUUAAUGGCUCGAAACGCUAG
Messenger RNA from Serpula lacrymans var. lacrymans S7.9, 168 nucleotides. RefSeq lists its product as uncharacterized. Lineage: Eukaryota; Fungi; Basidiomycota; Agaricomycetes; Boletales; Serpulaceae. The record is from RefSeq and is a predicted model, not a curated record. The transcript has a single exon. Bases 1 to 168 code for a protein of 55 amino acids.